Molecule: messenger RNA, 516 nt
Organism: Morchella importuna
Lineage: Eukaryota; Fungi; Ascomycota; Pezizomycetes; Pezizales; Morchellaceae
Exons: 3
Coding region: 1-516 (171 amino acids)
Cellular component (GO): trans-Golgi network
Source: RefSeq, a predicted model, not a curated record
AUGUCUUCUACGAGACCCCAAAACAACCGCUCAAUUACUUCGCGUUCUCAUGUUGAAGUGUUGGAGUCGCCGCCUCUAUCAGCCACCUCCUCAACUUCCUCAACACCUGGUUCUAUCCACGGCGAUCAAGACCCUAUAGACCGCGAAGUGAUGAGAUCAAGUCAGGAUCGUGUAGCGUCAAGGGAGGAACCAGAUGUGGUAGAAAGAGGGAGAUCGCCUGUUGUGGAAAGAGAAAUUUAUGCUGAAGAUGAUGCAAGGAGCAUGAGCCCACGGAGAAACAGCGAGGAGUUAGAACGAAUUGGACGGGAAGCAAAAGCUAUGCUUGAACAACAAGCAAAAACAUUACAGUCUGGUUUAUUAGCACUGCUUGAUCGUGUGGAUAAAGUUAGGGAAGAGCACGAUAAACUAGAGGGCGAAAACCGUUUCUUACAAGAGUAUAUUGGCUCAUUAAUGGCUACUUCGAAAAUCACCGGAGACUCGGGUAGAAAUCGUAACUCCAGCAGCCGGUUAAAGUAA